Molecule: messenger RNA, 813 nt
Organism: Ostertagia ostertagi
Lineage: Eukaryota; Metazoa; Nematoda; Chromadorea; Rhabditida; Trichostrongylidae
Source: the annotation of a GenBank genome assembly
AUGCUUUCAUCUAAUAAUAUCCACACUCCUCGUGCUUCUCAUCCCGUUCAGGAUAGACCUGUCAAGAGGAAGCCUCCCUGUGCCUCCCCGAUCGACUCCGGUGAUGGUUUGGUGGAUGCAAUCAAAAGUUUGACCUCCGAUACCACACUCCCUUCUCAUGUCAAAACAAUCCUUGCCCAUCUUCUCGAAAAAACUGCCUCAAUGGAAGACCUGCAGCAAAAGCUCGAAAAUGAGCGCCUUCGUAGAGAGAUUGAUGUACUGAGAAAUUCCUUAGGUAGUGGUGAUUGUAAUGGUAAUUCUGCAGUCCAGACCUCGUCAACCAAUACUCAAAGUGACAUUAACAUGCAUUGUUGUUCUGAGCAUGAACGCUUAAGUGCGCUGAUCCCAGCGCAAACUGCCAGAGUUUCGUUCGAUUUUGAACACAUUAAGAAGAUUUUCCAUUUUUUGUCGAUUGAAUGUUUUCCGUCCAUGUAUUAUAGAAUGGGAAAGCCUACCGCUAACCGUUCUAGAUUGUUAAAAGUUGUACUCCCAAAUUCUUUUUUCCAGAAGCAGAUUUUGUCUAGGGCAUCAUUGUUGAAACACUUUCCUCUUUCUGGUAUUUAUAUUAGGCCCUCUCUAACUAAAAUUGAAAGAGACCGUCUCCGCUCACUCAGAGCACUCAGAAAUAAACAAACUGGUACUGUGGUUGCUUCUUCAACUCAACCUAUUAUAUCGCCGUCGUCCAUUGAAUCAAAUCAACCUCCUACUUCGAAUGCUAGUGUUUCUCAAUCAACAAAUGAAAUUGUUACUUCUCAAAUCUCGUCAAACCAGUAA